Messenger RNA from Ceraceosorus guamensis, 1750 nucleotides. RefSeq lists its product as hypothetical. The transcript has 5 exons. Gene Ontology annotation, molecular function: pyridoxal phosphate binding; catalytic activity; molybdenum ion binding. The record is from RefSeq and is a predicted model, not a curated record. NCBI's taxonomy places the organism in Eukaryota, Fungi, Basidiomycota, Exobasidiomycetes, Ceraceosorales, Ceraceosoraceae. The coding region runs from base 62 to 1672 and encodes 536 amino acids.
CCAAUUUGUUUCCUUUCUUUCUUUCUUUCUUUUUCUUUUUUUUCUCUCUCUUGCCAACAUCAUGCCAUCCGGUCUCAUCUACACCUCCACCGCAUGGCGCGAAGUGAUCGUCUCUGCGGAAUUUCGAAGAAAAUUGGGCGUGCAGGCGUUUGUGCUGUGCACUGUCCUAGCCAUCGCCUUUCUGCGUUCUCUGUACGCUCCAAAAGCAAAAGCAAAAGCUCGAGCAGACAGCUCAGCAUCAGCAUCAGCAUCAGCAUCAGCAUCAGCAUCAGCUUCUAAUUGGACCGAGGCAGCGAGAGGUGUUUGCAAAGAGGAGAAGGAGCAGCAGGAGGAAGAUGGUAGAGCGGGCAAAGUGGAGGAGAUAGCUCGGGUCUCUAGACUGCUGCUCUAUCCCAUCAAGAGCUGCGCGGCUUGCGAGAUGAAGUCGGCUGGGGUGGGAAGAAAAGGAUGGAAGUAUGACCGCAGGUGGUGCGUUUUCAAAGAGGGAAAAGGUAAAUUGAGUUUGCGCGAAGAACCUCGACUGACGUUGAUAGUGCCAGAGCUGGACGAAGAGCAGAAUGUUAUGCGCAUCUCACUCUCUGAGGAGGUGAAGGAUGCGAGUUUAAGGCAUGCGCUGCAUCCUUUUCACGUCGAUCUCAAUCCUUCUGCGCAGCAAUUGGCCAGUUGGGAGCAGGUGGUGGUGCCCAUGUACGGAGAUCAGGGACACGGACGUGUAGUAGCCCUCACGUCUCGCAGCGUAUCGGCACGUACCGCAGGAGCAGACGCCUUAUCACCCAGCGCUUGGAUAUCCAAAUUUUUGGGGUAUGAGGUCAAAUUGCUACAUUUCGAUCCGCUAGGCGAUAAGAGGGCUGCUUUCCCACUGCUCAGACCUCCAAGCGACUUCGAAAGCUGGGAGGAGAGCAAGAGAAAGGAUGUGGAGAGUGCUCGAGGUAUCGAAUUUCAGGACGAGUAUCCCUUUCUAAUAGCUACCGAAGAGAGCCUCGCAGCGCUGCGUCAGCAGCUAUCGGACGCGUUGCGCGGGUCGGUGGAAGCGCAACCUUCGGACGGUCGAGGAGGUGCAGUCUUGCGCAAUCUGGAAGCUGCGCGUGGACGCUGGGAAUUGUUUGGCGAAGCAUCGAUGGACAUGCGACGUUUCAGACCCAACAUCGUCUUGAGUUCACGCCAACCUUUUCGCUCUGAUCGGUCCGAAGCGACAGCGCAGCAACGCGACUCUUGCCGUUCGGCAUUCGAAGCGUAUAGCGAAGACCAGUGGGACGAAUUGCAUUUCUUCGAACCUAGCGAUACGUGUUUUCCAGGAACAGGAGAAGAGGAGGGGAAGGAGGAGGGGGAGAAGGAGGAGGGGGAGAAGGAGGAGAAGAAGAGGAUGGAAGCGAAGAUACAUCUGGUGGCGAGGUGCGAGAGGUGCAUCUUGACUUCUGUUGACCCUCAGACGGGUCAGAGGGAUGUUCAAGUACCUCUAGGACUCUUGCGAAGGUCUCGCAAUCUUCACAAGCACGCCAAAAGACCCGGACCUUGUUUUGGAAUGUACGGAAUCCCUGCACAGGUCAUCGGUAGCGAUCAUGUUGGCCAUGGCGAUCAUCGCGACGCGUCUUUGGGAUAUGGAAAUGUGCGAGUUGGCCAGCAUGUGGCUGUACGAUGGAGAUCACCCGGCUCGGACGUGCUCACAAGGUGAAAGAUGGACCCUUCUUGCCGCCCGCCUGUACCUGUUGCGCACGCCCUUCAUUCAAUGCCAUCGCACCGCAUUCCAGAG